ACAGAUGCAGGUGAUAGGAUACACAGAAUGGAGAAGAUAUUGAAUCCCUUUUCUCUCUUCCCUCUCCUUUCCUUCUUACGUCAAAUUCAUCAAUUCCCCCACUUUUUUUUUUAUUUUUUUAUUUUCUUUUAUUAAAAUCACAGUCCACCCUCUCCCACUAUUUAAUUCUCUUACUGCCUAUACAUCUACGCCGUUAUACCCCAAGAUUUUCGUUUCAUUUCAAUAAACAAACCGUACCCACUGCCUGUAUUCAACCAUGAUAGCUUACAUAGAGCGGUUUGUCCAUGACAACGACGUCGACUCCUUGCCAGAGCCCGAGACCGCCGAAGAACAAGCCGACCUCUCCCCCCUCUUCAACGGCGUCGACCUCCAGGGCACCGUUGAAUUCGCCGGAUGCGGCUCAGCCUCUGGUAGAGACUUCGGAGGCGUUCAGUUGUCCAAGCCGUUGGCCCUCAUUAGACCAGCCAACAGCGAUGACGUCGCCAAGGUUGUAAGGCUAGCGUCACGGUCGCCGCACCUGACCGUGGCUGCCCGCGGCAACGGGCACUCGGUCAACGGGCAGGCUAUGGCCCACCGCGGCCUCGUCCUAGACAUGAAAACUAUUGAACCCAAGAUCACCGUGGACCCCGCGACGGCGCAGGCUGACGUCAGCGGCGGUGCAUUGUGGGAGGACGUCCUCAAACGCUGUGUUUUAGGCUACGGCCUCGCCCCUCGCUCUUGGACGGAUUACUUGGGUUUGACGGUUGGUGGCACGCUAUCGAACGCCGGCGUUAGUGGACAGACUUUCAUUUACGGCCCGCAGACGGAAAAUGUAACAGAGCUGGAAGUGGUCACCGGAAACGGCGACGUAUUAGUUUGUUCAAAGAAUGAGAAUCCGGAGCUCUUCUUCAGCGUUCUUGGCGGACUCGGGCAGUUUGGAAUUAUCACUCGGGCCCGGGUUUUGCUCCAACCCGCACCCGACAUGGUGAGGUGGAUAAGAGUGGUGUACAGUGAGUUCAGCGAGUUCACUCGGGACGCCGAGUUCUUAGUGACCCGGGCUGAGGGUGACUCUUUCGACUACCUGGAAGGUUUCGUCUUUGUCAACAGUGAUGACCCGGUUAAUGGGUGGGCGUCCGUGCCGUUGGAUUCGGACCAAUUUUUUGACCCGAGCUGUAUCCCGCGGGCGGCAGGUCCGGUUCUCUACUGCCUUGAAGUAGCCUUACAUUACAAAAAUGAGGACCCGCCAUCCGCAGUUGACAUGAGGUCGGAGAGAUUGAUGGGAGGGCUGAGAUUCGUGGAAGGAUUGAGGUUCUCGGUGGAUGUGGGGUACAUGGAAUUUUUGUUGCGUGUGAAGCGUGCGGAGGAAGAGGCCAAGGCCAAUGGUAUAUGGGACGCCCCACACCCGUGGCUCAACCUCUUUGUGUCCAAAACAGACAUUGCUGAUUUCGAUCGUGUUGUUUUCAAGAAUAUUUUGAAGCAUGGCGUUGGUGGACCUAUCCUCAUCUAUCCUCUACUACCUUCCAAGUGGGACAGUCGGAAAUCCGUAGUUUUACCGGAAGGAGAGAUGUUUUACUUGGUGGCGUUGCUACGCUUCUGCUUCCCCUAUCCAAAAGGCUUAUCAGCUCAAGAAAUGAUUGUACAAAAUCAGGAAAUUCUUCAAAGCUGCAUUCAAAAUGGGUUUGACUUCAAGUUGUACCUUCCCCACUACACCUCCAGGGAGGGGUGGAAGCGCCACUUUGGAAAUCAAUGGACCAGAUUUCAGGAAAGGAAGGCCAGGUUUGAUCCAAUGGCCAUCCUUGCACCUGGCCAGAAAAUAUUCCCAAGAAAUUGGCACCCCUAAUCAUAUCAACCCCACCAUUCAUUUCUCUGCCUUCAAUUUUUCUUUAGGAGUUUCGUUUCCUAUUGGUCAAGAAGCAGAUCAAGCAAUGUAAAUGAAUAUCUUGAGGAAAUUUUGAUUUUCUUUUUUCUUUUUCUUUUUCUUUUUUUUUUUUUUUUGGGUUUCAUAAUUAGUGGCUUCUAGAAAAUCCAAAAAUGGUGCUUGUCUUUAGGAGAGAGAGUGACAAUCAGCCUUAGUCGCAAUCAAUACAGUUCAAGUUCCCAAUAAUUAAAAUGUUGGGCUGUAAAGUUGCAGAUGCAGUGAGAGGCAUCUCAUUAUCUACUCUACUAUUUUUUGACA
Molecule: messenger RNA, 2155 nt
Organism: Sesamum indicum (sesame)
Lineage: Eukaryota; Viridiplantae; Streptophyta; Magnoliopsida; Lamiales; Pedaliaceae
Gene: CKX7
Product: cytokinin oxidase 7
Biological process (GO): cytokinin metabolic process
Molecular function (GO): cytokinin dehydrogenase activity; FAD binding
Source: RefSeq, a predicted model, not a curated record